Molecule: messenger RNA, 3936 nt
Organism: Tetrapisispora phaffii CBS 4417
Lineage: Eukaryota; Fungi; Ascomycota; Saccharomycetes; Saccharomycetales; Saccharomycetaceae
Gene: PAN1
Product: actin cytoskeleton-regulatory complex protein PAN1
Exons: 1
Coding region: 1-3936 (1311 amino acids)
Biological process (GO): endocytosis; endosomal transport; actin cortical patch assembly
Cellular component (GO): actin cortical patch; nucleus; cytoplasm
Molecular function (GO): calcium ion binding; protein binding
Source: RefSeq, a predicted model, not a curated record
AUGUUCAAUUCCUACAAACAAGGUGGAAUGCAGCCACAAGGUAAUAGCUACUUUAAUCCACAGCAGCAGCAGCAGCAGCAGCAGCAGCAGCAAUUGAAUAAUGGUGCUUAUAACAAUUUCAAUUCCGGCUCACAACCUCAAUUACAGAACCAGCAAAGUUUUGAUAACAAUAUGUUUCAGCAGCCUCAGCAACCUCAGCAGCAGUCUCAGUUUGGUAACGGCCUUAUGAGUUCUGGUACUCCUAGCAACAAUUAUAUGCAAGUUCCUGGUGUCCAACAACAAGCAUCUUCCAUGUCAUCUUUACAACAGCAGCAACUUGGUGGCUUUUCGUAUAACUUUCAAAAUCAACCAAUGCAACAAGUCACCAAUCCUAAGAUGAGUCAACAUUUUAAUCAAGUUGGCUCAACGCCAUUGAACUUGGCGUUAUCAGCUUCCCAAAAUGAAAAUAUGAACAUGGGUUUCAAUACGCCCGUUCAGGAUUUUCAAUCUCAAAGCCAAGCACCUCUACAAGGUCAGAUGACUAACGCAACCUCGGCAACUAUGCCAAAUGGGAUUCAAUCCAUGAAUCAACCUCAACCACUGCAACCACUGCAACCUCAAAGUACUGGUAUGUUUCAACAACCAUUGCAACCUCAAAGUACAGGUAUGUUUCAACAACCAUUGCAAUCUCAAGGUACAGGUAUGUUUCAACAGCCUUUGCAAUCUCAAGGUACAGGUAUGUUUCAGCAAUCUCCAAUGCCAACUCAGCCUUUGCAGCCACAGCAAACAGGCUUUUAUGUGCAACAAAAUGCUGCUCCAUUGGAACCUUUAAGACCUACUGCUACUGGAUUCGUUAAUUCAUUUGCAAACAACGGUAUCAAUAAUGACUUGAACAUCCCGGCUGUCAGAUUAUCUUUUAUUACAGCCCAAGAUCAAGCCAAAUUUGAAACAUUAUUUAGAAGUCAAGUCCCAAAGGGAUCAAAUACCAUUUCCGGUGAAAAAUGUAGAAACAUUUUAACCAAAUCAGGUUUAGAACCUUCUAAAUUGGCUCGUAUCUGGACUCUUGCAGAUACAAAUAAGGCUGGUGAACUAUUAUUCCCCGAAUUUACUUUAGCAAUGUAUUUGGUUAAUCAAGUAUUGAAAGGUGAUUCUAUUCCUUAUGAAUUGAGUAGUAAAACUAAAAAUGAAGUUGAACAUUUUAUUGAUGUAAUCAAUAGUCAUAUUGUUAAUACUAACGAUAAACAAUCAACACCGUUUGACAAUUUAAUGGGUUUGUCUCAAAACUUCCAAUUACAACCUCAGAGUACUGGUAUGAUUCCGCCAACUUCAUUUGGCAUGCCAAUGCAAGUAACAGGUGGCACUUUACAACCUCAGUCAACUGGUUUCAUGCCCCAAACCUCUUUCGGUAUGCCAAUGCAGGCAACUGGUGGCGCUUUGCAACCUCAAUUGACUGGUUUUAUGCCUCACACUUCUUUUGGUGCUCCUUUGCAAAAUCAAGUUACCGGUGGUUUUACCUCUAACAUGGGCACGCGACAAAUACAGCCUCAAACUACUGGAUCUAUGGUUCCUGGAAUUUCUCAAAAUACCACAGGUAAUUUCGGUGCAGUUGGACAACCAUUCUUACAGUCUCAACCAACUGGUUUCUUGCCGCCUUCCAAUUUUCAAGCUACCUUGCCAUUAACUGCUCAGAAAACUGGUAUGGGUAAUAAUGAAAUUUAUACCCACUCCAAUUUUAUUAACAACUUGAAUCAGCCAGAACAAGAAACUAUUACACCAGAAGAAAAAUCUUUGUUUUAUAAAAUAUUUGAAACUUAUGACGUACAAAAGAAAGGAUUAUUGGAUGCUCCAACAGCAGUCGAAAUUUUCAGAAAAUCAGGUUUGAACAGGAGUGACUUGGAACAAAUAUGGAAUUUAUGUGAUAUUAACAACUCAGGCCAAUUAAACAAGCAAGAAUUUGCUCUUGGUAUGCAUUUAGUCUACAACAAAUUAAAUGGUAAAGUCAUCCCAAAUAGUUUACCUCCAAGUUUGGUACCAUCAAGUAACAAGAUUUUAGACAAUGUUAAAAAUCAAUUAAAGACUGCUCCUGGUGCUUCUAAUAAGAAUUCAACUUCAGGUAUAAAUGGUUUAAGCUACAAAAAUAAUGAUGAGGAAAAUAGUCUGCCAAGCUUCAGAAACCGUAGAAAAACAUUUAAUGCUGUUACUCCGGCUGUUGAGCAAAAUAAUGCUGAAGCACAAACAGCUCCAACAGAUCAAAAUUCUGCAAAGUUGCCAACUGCUAACACUAGCGAUGAUAAGGCUACAAAAUUGCAACACUUAAUUCGUGAAAGAAGAUCUCAAUUGGAAAUAGAAAUUUCAAAAAGUCGCCAAUUAUUAAAUCAAUCAUCGCAAAGCCAACAAUCAGAUUUAAGAAUCAUUCAGUCUUUACAGAAUAAGAUUAGAGAUAUCCCUGCCAUUGUUGAAUCCAUAAACAGUGAUACGCCUGCUGAUAUUAAUGAACGUAUCGAUAUGAUCUUGACAAAAUUACCAGUAUUGUUUGAUCAAAUUUCUGAAAUUGAAAAUAGUAUUAGUAGUGCAAAAAUUUCUCUUUACAACAUUCAAAAUCCAUCAGUGAUCGUUGCCUCUGGUAAAAAUGGUGAAAUAACAGAAGAAGAUAGGAAAAAAGCGAAGAGCAAGGCGUUAUUAAAAUCUAGAAUGGCUUCAUUGACUGGUAAAGGUGCCGAUGUGUCACCUUCUAUUGAAGAAGAAGAGUCUAGAUAUAAUGAAGCAAUUUCUAAUAUAAGAGCAGAGAAUGUCAAAAACAAAAAUAUUAUUUCUGAUAUCAGGAGAUCCAUAUCAGAAAUAUUUUCAUCCAUGAUGUCAACCGUCAGCGGCGGAACAAUAGGUGCCAGUCCUGCUCAAUUUGAAAGAUGGGAAUUUGGUGUUGGUCUUGAAAGUGAAGUCACUAAUUUCAUCAAAGAAUUGAAAAAUAAAACGCAGGUUAACUCAACUGAAUUAAAUAGCUCAAAAGAAGAUACAUCAUAUUUACAAGAACAAGCUAAUAAAAAGAUGGAGCAAAAACUUGCAGAACUAAGAUUAAGCCAACCUGGAUCUAAUAUUCAAAACUUUGUUAAAGAUCAUUCAAACAUGACUAUAUCUCAGAAUGAUACUGCAUCUCCAUUUAACAAAUCUGAAGAAGAAAGUGAUGAUGAGGAAGAAAAGAGAUUGCAACAAGAACUUGAUAGCUUAAAAGAACAGAAAAAAUAUGAAAAAGAAAAGAAAUUGGCUCAAUUACGCCAACAAUUAAAGGAAGAACGAGAAUCUGAGAAUGUAAAUGUAUCAGUUGAUGAAACACCAAUAUCAGCUGUUUCCGUGCCAACUUAUAAUAGCCCUCAACCUAUCCAAGAUACUUUAGCGACACAUCAGCAAAAUAUCUCUCAACAGACUGCUGAGCCAAAGAAACAGUACUUCAAAUCUGAAAAAACUGAAUCUAGCCAAUUUGAUGCCAAUGCUGCCGAAGUCCAAAGGAGAUUGCAAAGAGGUUUAGAUGAUGAUGAUGACGGUUGGUCAGAUGAUGAAAAUGCAGCUAAGGCUGCUGCUCCAGUUGUUCCAGCUCCAGUUGCCCCAACUAUUCCAAAUCAAUUAAAUGUAGAAGUUCCUGUUUCAAUUGCUCCACCUCCUCCAUCAAUUUCUACUGAAACAAGUGCACCAAUUCCAGUUGCUCCACCAAUUCCAAAUCAAUCAAAUGUAGAAGUUCCUGUUGCAAUGAUUCCACCUCCUCCAUCAAUUUCUACUGAAAAAAGUGCACCAAUUCCAAUUGCUCCACCACUUCCCCAAGUUAGUGUGUCAUUACCUGAUGUUAUAGCGGCUCCACCACCUUUACCUAAUAUAAAUGGUGGUGAAUCAGCUAUGGAUUCGGAUCAUGAUGACGUUCUCUCUAUUCCAGAAUCAGUAGAAUCUAAUGAUGCCAACUUCGAGUAA